CAAAUUUCAGUCUGGUGGCUGAGGUGCCUGUGACCUGAUUUGGGGAUGGUCUAAAACUUUACUGCACGAAGCUGCGCAGGAGAGUAGAAAGCACAUGCAGCCUGCAGAGCUUUUUGCAAACACCACAAGCUUGAUGAAGAGCUUUUGGAUUGCUGGUCUGUCGCUGAGAAGAGUUUCAGCAUGUACACUGAGCACGGAAACCUGACCUGGAUACUGAGCCUCCUGCUUCUGUCUGGUGUUCUCAGCAAUGAGUGGAAAGUGGAAUAUCAACCAAGUGUCUGUGCAGUGAAAGGCUCAUCUGUCGUCAUUCCAUGUUUAUUUUACUAUCCCAAAAAAGAGAACGUAAAAGAGGUCAAGUGGAGUCAUGAGAGCAAAGAUAUUUACAAGGGGCCUUUCAUCUUUGAUAGUGCUUCAAAGAAUCAAUCUUCAAGAUUUCAGUAUAUUGGGGACAAACUUCAAAAUUGUUCUUUAAAAAUAAACCUAGUAGAGCACAAUAUUGCAGGUAAAUAUAUAUUCAGGUUCAUAACCAAAUCCCUAACUGGCAAAUGGGCCGGCACAGAGGGCUCGACAUUAAAGGUUGUUGAUCUGAAAACGUCGGUGACAAACACGAGCGGACACGGAGCAACAAAGGAAGGUGACUCUGUGAAUGUGACCUGUAGAAAUAGCUGUGAUGGCGGUGACGUCUCAUCUGCUUUCAUCUGGCUUAAGAACGGAGUGUCCAUCCAUGAAGGACCUUCACUUUACUGGAGAGACAUUUCCCCCUCAAACUCUGGAAAUUACACUUGUUCCCUCGAAGCUCACAGGGGGACGACAUCAGGGGUCGUACAUAUUAACGUUGAAUACGGCCCUAAGAACACAUCGGUGUCAGUCCGACCAUCGACGGAGGUGGAUGUAGGCAGCAACGUUAUUCUCACCUGCAGCAGCCGUGCAAACCCCCCGGUGGAGAAUUACUCUUGGUUUAAAGUUGAUGAGGAUGAUGUUAUAAUUGUUGAAAACAAGUCUGAGCUGCACUUUAGGGAAUUUUCUCUUGCCGCUGGUGGCCGGUACUUAUGCAGCGCCACCAACAAACACGGAAGUCAAAACUCUACAAUGGUGACUUUAAAAGUUAAAGCACAUUUUCCAUAUAUACGCAUUAUUGCCAGUGCUGCUGCUGCCCUUCUGAUCGUUGCUGCCGUUGUGAUCGCUGUCAGAAGAUUCAAUGAAAAAAGGGCAAGGGAACCAGAGGCUGAUCAUGUGGGGGACCAGCAGGUGGCACUAUCCAUAUAUUGACUUUUUAAAGUUUAUUAUGGUUCUAUUCUGUUUGAUUUAGAGCUGAGUGACAUACACCCAUCAAGAUCUUUAUUAGGAACACCAUGUUAAUACAGAGUAGGGUCUCUCUUCCCUGCUCCAUGUUGACAGAAAUGCAUCAUGUCAGCUGCACAUUCGUGCUGAUGUACCAUUGUACGAAAUCCCGGAGGUAUUUGUGCUUUAAUCGGAUUCAGAAAGUGCAGCAAGGAAACAUCUCCAACACCAGCAGCCUGGAUUGUUGACUAUAUUGUGCUAUUGACAGCAAAUUCUGACCCGACCACCUGCAGCCUCUGUAGAAACCCAGAUUCAUUGCACAAAUACGCUUUUUCCAGUCUUGAGCUGCUCAGUGUUGUUAAACUUGCGUCCAAAGCACAGGUUCCUGUUUAUGACUGACAGGAGAGGAACCUGAUGUGGUCGUCUGCUGCUGUUUCCAUGCGCCUUGCUGUUCGACAUGUGGUUCAUUCUCAGAUGCUUUUUUUUUAUCUGUGUUACCGUUGCCUUUGUGCCAGCUCCAACCAAAAUUACCAUACUCCUCUGACCUUUCUCAUCAACAGUGUGUUUCUAUCGAUAGAAUGGUUUUUGGGGUUUUUGUCCACACUGUUUGUAAAUUGAGAGAUCAACACUUUCAGAAACACGUAACCAACAAUCUGGUGCCAACAAUCACGGCAAAUGUGAACAAUAACUGAAGCUGCUGAUCUCUAACUGCAUUAUUCCAUGCACUGCACUGGUGCCACAUGAAUGGCUGUUUGAAUAAUUGUACGAGGUGUUCCUGAUAAAGUGCUCGGUGAGCGUUUAUACUGAACCCUGCACAUUAAGGGUGUCGGAGGAGUUGCACUGAGGUUGUUCUGUGUAUAUGUUAAGCAGGUUGUCAGAAACAGUUAAACCCAGAGAGACCGCAGAGGUUGGUUCUGUCGUGUGGGUGUGGAUGUGGCUGAAGCUCAGAAAUGUAAAAGCGGUUUUUCGAAUCCAUGAGAAGAACACUGUUCCACAUUAAUCACGCCAUGUGUUAUAUAUGAUUGUAUCUAGAACACAGUCUACCUCAACUGGCCCAUACCUGACAACAGCAAUGAGGGAAAUCCACAUAUUCACUUGAUGUCCAUUCUCAGCUCUGCCUCUGCCAAAGAUAUGUUUAUUUUAAUAAAGAUGUUUUUAUUUCUGUCC
This is a messenger RNA of Hippoglossus stenolepis (Pacific halibut), 2448 nucleotides long. RefSeq names its product B-cell receptor CD22. The record is from RefSeq and is a predicted model, not a curated record. The coding region runs from base 181 to 1269 and encodes 362 amino acids. The transcript has 6 exons. Lineage: Eukaryota; Metazoa; Chordata; Actinopteri; Pleuronectiformes; Pleuronectidae.